Hyla sarda is the source of this 1178-nucleotide messenger RNA. RefSeq names its product homeobox protein SIX6-like. The coding region runs from base 258 to 587 and encodes 109 amino acids. NCBI's taxonomy places the organism in Eukaryota, Metazoa, Chordata, Amphibia, Anura, Hylidae. Gene Ontology annotation, molecular function: RNA polymerase II cis-regulatory region sequence-specific DNA binding; DNA-binding transcription factor activity, RNA polymerase II-specific. The record is from RefSeq and is a predicted model, not a curated record. The transcript is spliced from 5 exons. Gene Ontology annotation, biological process: regulation of transcription by RNA polymerase II. Gene Ontology annotation, cellular component: transcription regulator complex; nucleus.
GUGCAACACAUUCAGCUCUUUGGUUCCUCCUCACUGUGCUGGAGAGGCGUCAUUGCUGGAAACUGACAGGCCGGAGCUGCGACCUCUUUCGCAUGCGGGAAACACCGGACCCAAUUAACCCUUUCAGAUUCUUAUGGGGUGCAGAAUAAUGGAGAAAAAUUGCAUAACAAAAUGUGAAGAAGUGAAAGGGUCUGAAAACUUUCCAACGGCAAUGUAUACCCAGAACAAUCUGCUCCACACUGCACGCUGUUGGAGAAAUGGAUCACCUCGCUCUCUUUCUAUGGUCUCUCCCACCACAUUUAUCAAAUAUACAUUCCAUAAAGGAAUCGGGCAGCUUCAUGUGUCCACCCAUAGAUGAACGGACCACGAUGAAAACACCUAAGGGAGAAGUAGUAGACAGGGCAGCGCACUGCAUGAAGGAAAACACCCGGAAACUUCUGAGAGAGUGCUAUCUUCGAAAUCCAUAUCCCAGCCCAGCACAAAAGAGGCACCUUGCCUAUAUGACUGGACUGCGUCCUACACAGGUUACCAACUGGUACAAAAACAGAAGGCAGAGGGAUCGGGCAGUAAGCUCAAGGACUAAGUAGAAUGGGGACAUCCGGGGACAUUUCAUCAAGAUCAAAAUGUUCAUCGCAAUCUAAGAUGACCUGCCAUGUACUGGACGACUGCAUAAUACACAAAUUAUAUGACAAAUUAAUUCUAUGGCCGAAAGAAUAAGAAUGUCACCUUCCUUAGCAAUGACAUCUGUAUGACUCAUGUUGGUUAAAUGAAGAUAUGUACUAUCUAUCAUUUGUGUUAGAAUUUUGUGUUGUAUAUAAUAUACAUGGAAAUGGUUUUUCAGAUAUGAAGGUCACCACGUGUUGUUAUACUGUGUGUUUUUUUCCUGCAGAUGUGACCACCUGAGGUGUUGCAUUUACUGUAGUGUUAUCUAUGCUAGACGGUGUUAGUACAUGCACAAUUAGUAACUAAAUGCGAGGUAAAGGGGUAAAAUCUGAUGAUCAUAAGUAAUGCUUGAAAAUAUUAUUUUACUGAAAACAAUAAAAAUAGAUGUAUGAUUGGAAAAUCAGUAGUAAGGAAAUAUUAGGGCCCUAUUAUUCGUGGUGAUUAUUGGCCAAAUAGGCUGACAUGGUCCCAUAUACUAGGGCCAAAGAUCACCCGAAGGACAAGCAAAGUUUACA